Molecule: messenger RNA, 5368 nt
Organism: Danio rerio (zebrafish)
Lineage: Eukaryota; Metazoa; Chordata; Actinopteri; Cypriniformes; Danionidae
Source: RefSeq, a predicted model, not a curated record
ACAUCUGACUUCUUUCCUUGUUUGCAUGUGUGUUUAGGUUUGUGUGGAUUCAGGGGUCACCAGUGAAACCGCUGGGGUUUGCUUUUUCGUUUUUUCCCCGACUUCAGUGGAGGAAUGUUGGCAUUAAGUUUGGCUGGGGGGAAGGCAGAGAGCGGCGUCUCAAGUGCUGGCGUUUGUUUCAUUUCAGCCGUAAUGAGUCUUGCCCUAUCAUGAGAGAAAGUUCUGGCUUCAAACUCGCAACUUCAAAGCAGGGCUUUUGAAAGUAAGACAAACUUUCAACAAGUCCUCACAUGAAACUCGUUCAAGACUUUAGAAAAUUAGAUUUCGACAGAGAGGAGCUUUUGCUCUGUCUGGUCCUAUCGCCGUCUCCACUUCAGAGGAAAUAAACGAGCUGCUAAAAACGAGCCGCUGUCCCUUCUAGAAUGAAAGGAAACUGAAGUUAUGCAGAAGGAGAGAAAGAAAAGUUAAAGCUGUGUGCGUCUGUCGGUGUGUGUGUGUGUGUGUGUGUGCGCGUCUGUGUCUGUGUGGGAAUGAUUACAUCAGCUUGAGCUAGCCCUAUGAUUGGUUAGGGAAGUGUGGUUUGAUUCACUACCUAAAAGCCUGUGGCUGUAACCCUUUGUGAGGGGAACAGAGGCAAGUUGUCUGCCAAGCUGGAAACAGUGCCAUCUGCAUGCUCUGUUCUGCGCCAAAGCUAGUCUGAGAGAGAGAAAGAGAAGAAGGAAGAUUGUGACAGGUAGUACACGCUGAGCCACUGACAGGAAGAAGCAUCUGCAAAGCAGAGGAACUGCUUUUUCUUUUCUUUCUUUUUUUUGUUUGCUCGUUUUUUCUAUCUUGUGGAGUUGUGGAGACAUUCGGGGAGCGGGUCCGUCUCUCAGUUUGUGGAGGAGGACACAGGCUGCUGGGGAAAAUGCCAUCGUGUUCUCCUGACUGUUGCCUGCUCAGGCCUGGGGAGAUUAUAAAAAUAUUCAGCGAGGACGGGAUGGGAAAGGUGGUGGAGAUCCCAGCCGACAUGACGGCGCGAGACCUGUGCCAGUUUCUCGUCUAUAAAAACCAUUGUGUGGACGAUAACAGUUGGGCGCUUGUGGAGCAUCAUCCAGCCCUGGGACUCGAGAGAUGUUUAGAAGACCAUGAACUGGUUGUCCAAGUGCAGACGUCAAUGAUCAGCGAGAGUAAAUUUCUCUUCAGGAAGAACUAUGCCAAAUAUGAAUUCUUUAAAAAUCCUUUGAACUUCUUCCCUGAGCAAAUGAUUGCCUGGUGUCAGGAGACCAAUGGGACCAUCCCCCCAUCUCAGCUCUUGCAGAACUUCUUGAACUCCAGCAGUUGUCCUGAGAUCCAGGGAUAUUUGUAUGUGAAAGAGAUGGGCAGGAAAUCGUGGAAGAAACUGUAUGUGUUUUUAAGACGGUCAGGGUUGUAUUUUUCGACGAAAGGAACGUCAAAGGAGCCCAGGCAUUUACAGCUACUAGCAGACCUGGAGGACAGCAAUGUCUUUACAGUGAUAACAGGGAGAAAGCUGCACAGUGCACCGACUGACUUUGAAUUCUGCAUAAAACCGAACAAAGUAAGGAAUGAAGUGAAGGAACUAAGGAUGUUGUGUGCAGAGGACGAACAGAGCAGAACAUGCUGGAUGACAGCCUUCAGACUCUUUAAGUAUGGAAUUUUACUCUAUCAAAAUUACAAGAUCCACCAGCAGAGAAAAACGUUGCUUUCACACUUCUCAGCGCCUGUGAGGAGUGUUUCAGAGAGCUCUCUGGUUGCCAUGGAUUUCUCAGGGAGGAUAGGCAGAGUGAUCGACAAUCCUGUGGAGGCACAGAGUGCUGCCAUGGAGGAGGGACAUGCCUGGAGAAAGAAAAGCCAGCAGCGUAUGAAUAUUUUAGGAAGCCCCAGUUCUUUACACCCCUCAUCAUUAAGCGGAGUUAUCCACAGAACUCAGCUGUGGUUUCACGGUCGUAUUUCACGGGAAGAAUCCCACAAGCUGAUCCAUCAGCAGGGCAGAGUGGAUGGAAUGUUUCUCCUGAGGGACAGCCAGAGCAAUCCUAAGGCGUUUGUACUUACACUGUGUCACCACCAGAAAAUCAAACAUUUUCAAAUAUUGCUGUGUGAAGAAGAUGGUCAAAUGUUCUUGAGUCUCGAUGACGGCGCCGUCAAAUUCACAGACCUAAUCCAGUUGGUGGAGUUUUACACGCUCAACAGAGGAGUUCUGCCUUGCAAACUGAAACACCCCUGCACCACUGUGGCCUUAUGACCUCCAUAUGCCUGAUUUCGCCUAAAGACAAACAUUCAGACGACGUGUGCUGUGGUGUAAUGCUGUGCUGCUUGGCUGGAGAAAAGCACACUUUGAGAGCAAGUCAAGGAGAAAGAGAGAGAGGGAAAAAAAAUUGAUACACAAACAGGGCCGGCAAGAAUUAAGGAAAUUAAGCUUGUGUGUUAGAUGAACCUCUCAGCCACCCGCACACUCAACCGUGGCCAGGGCAGGUUCUCAGGACAAUCAUCCAGAGGAAGCCUUCAGGAUCCGCCUUCAGGUCUUAAUCGUGCAGAUGUGAUAGUGGUUUGGAAAUGGCCAGCAAAACACUUAUCAAUCACGUUUGAUUUUAUUUUGCACUCAUGAACCAGGAACAACCAAGCUAUAACAAUUGUUACUUUCAAAAAAAAAAAAAAGUCAAGCAGAUUCUAGAAUGUGGACAACAGAUUGGUGGUUUCAGUACUGUGAAAAGACACUGCCGACCGUUGAAUUUUUCGCUUUCUGUCACUUUCAUCCAUAAUUCAAUUAUUUAGAUGUACACUUGCUUUCUUUUUUUAAAAUGCUCGUCGUUUUGAGCACAAAACUCUCAUGUUUUGGGUCUUGUUUAGUUUCUGCUUUAUCACAAAGCAUAGCCUGCAGCGCUCUCUGCUGGCCAUACCCAGACAUGACACGUCACUCCUUCAAGGAAUAGUUUACCUCAAAAAUAAAACUGGGUUAUUUUAGCUAUUUACGAGGUUGCACCAGAACCACAUAAUCUUUGUUUUGUAGAACACAGGAGACAUAUGUAUUUGACAUCCAAAAAUGCUGUAUUUCAAGUCCGUUUUAUUGAAACCUUACAGUCAACCCUACUAUAAAAAACAGCUUAAACCAGCCUGGUUUUAUAGGGGUUUUGGCCAUUUCCAGGCUGGUUUCCAGCCAUUUCCAGCCUGGACUAAGCUGGUCAGGCUGGGAGAGGACCAGUUAAAACCAGCUUGACUAGCCUUGCCAGACUGGGAGUCCAGCCAAAACCAGCUACAUGUAUGUCCAGCUCAUAUCAGGCUGGUCAUGCUGCCCCCAUAGCAAAAAAUCUCUGGCCCAUAUCUGGCCCACACCAUCAGCAUUUGCUUGGGCCACAUGCCGCAGUGAAUUACGGAACAUGACUGAACCAAGUCUGGCUUCCGUACAAGAGGCAAACAUAGACCAUAUCUGGGCCAAGACUCUGCCAAGUUAAUAACCCAUAACUGGGCCUGAACUGGGCCAGAUAUGUUGGUGUGUCAUGACUGCAAUGUUUUUUAUAAACCUAUGAAGCAUUUCGCUUUACGGCUGUGCUUUUUCUUAAAGCGACCCGAUUGAUAUAUAAUUAUUUUUUUAUUUUUUUUAUUUUUUUACUCAAAACUAACUUAAAUUAUUUAAAAAGUGGGUCAAGAUAGACCAAACUUACGUGGCCCACGUAUACAUUUUUAACAUCUGGGCCAAAUACUACAUUUGAUAUCUGGCCCAAGUCUUGAGUGCCGCCUGUAAGCUGGUGCCACCUUGGCCAAUGUAUGCCAGUGCCAGACAAAUGCUUGCUUUGCUAGCUUUAUGCCAAAUCUGGACCAGAAUUAUUGGCUACCUAAGUGGUUUUAGUUGGUCAUUUUCCAGCCUGACCAGCUAAGACCAGGCUGAAAAUGGCUGGAAACUAGCCUGGAAAUGGCCAAAACCCCUCCAAAACCAGGCUGGCUGACCAGCUAAAACCAGCCAACCAGCUUAGGCUGAUUCAGGCUGUUUUGUUCCGCAGGGAAGACCAUUUUAUUUUAGUUCUAAAAGGUCUGAGUAAGGACUAAAGGCCUCAUCACAACAAAGGGUGGUAAUUAUAAAGAUAAAUAUUAAAAAAAGACUUCAGAACACAGUUAUAAUGCUAAAGAUGUACAUAAAUUAUAUCAUCAAGAAUGACUUUCAGAACUUCUAAAACAGUGAUAGCAGUCAGAAUUCAUAAACAAAAUUUAAAGGUCUCAAAGGUGUUCUCACAUUGUGGAGAAGCACACCCUGCUUGAUGUUAAUCCCUCUUUUCAAAGAUUAUUUAAAGAUAACGUCCAUUUUGAAAACAACAUGGGAGCAGUGUUAAAUAGCAUGGAGGCUAUGCAAGCCAGGCUAGCAAAUUGAAGUAUAAAAUAAAAGUACCCUAAAUAUCCAUUGCUAAAUUUUGCAUCUUUGUUGCCACUUUUAAAAAUCCUGAGAAAAAAAUAUACAGUUUAUUUUCCUGCGAUUUCUAAACUCUUCGUUUAAUUUGAACAGCACACUGAGGACAUCUGCUGGUUAUUUGGCGGUAAUGCAAAAAGAAAAGUUUAAGGCAAAAGUAAGCAGAUCGCUCUUGUUUGCUUGGAUGGACACAAAUAUAGUCAUUUUGGUUCUACCUAUAUGUAGUUAUCUUCCUUAGUGUGAACAGGCCUUAAGACCUAAAGAAGGUUGGAUUCAAAAGAGUUGGAGACCAUGAAAAUUUAAGUUUAGAGUACUAAAAAAAUGUGAUAGCUUUGUUUAAAAAAUGUCUAACAAACACAGUUCACAUUUACCCUCAUUAUAAAAAAGAUGGUUUCAAUGGUGAUAAUGAAGAACAACAAGGAUAUACAUUUUAUUUUUGAGGCAACUAUUCCUUUAAACACGAGUGCAAGCAAAACAUGGCCUGACAUUCCCACCAGAUCCUAUAGGAACGGUGCCUUGAACAGAGGAGUCUGUUGAGUUCAGUGAAAUAAAAACCACUAAACCCUCUGGGAACUCCGCUGUGGGUCGCAGUCUUUCAGGAGCUAGAUCAACAAACUGGAAUCUCUUUAACUGCUGUCAUCUUCAGUCCCAGCUCCAGUCCAUUUGGUUGUUGACUUUCUAUUUUUUUCUCUCUCCAUGUUUCGGAAGAUUGUUUCAAGGACAGCACACUGUGAAGCCCGGGCUAAGAACACCCAAGGAACAAUGGGGUUCGAAUUUCUAAUCUGCCUUGUCCAUGGUAGCAGUAGGUACAAUGGAUUUGUAAAGAUUUUUUUUUUGUACUUAUGACACAAUGUAAAGAAAGAGCCAUGUUUAGUAUUGUGUUCUGCUAGAUUGAGAGGGCAUAGCCACCAUGUCUACAAGUUCACCCAAGAGACCAGUACAUAGAUAAAUGCAAAUGACGCAAUCGAUAAU